UCUUAUCUCCUUAUAAUUAAACAAUAUGCAUGCACUUCCACAAUGAAAGAAAAUCAAGAAAUUUCUCAUAAAAAAGUUGAAUAUCAAUAUCAAGAUUCUAUCAAGAACUUUAAAUCUUUGUCAAUGGUGGAUGAUGGAGGAAAAAUAGGCGAUUUAUUCGACUCCACGAAGAAAGAAAAUCAACAAGUACUCUCUUGUGAUGAUAAACAAGGUGAAUAUCAAUAUCAAGAUUCUAUCAAAAAGUUUAGAUCUUUGUCAAUGGUGGAUGAUGAAGAUAAAAGAGGCAAUUUAUUCGUUGAAUCGGAGAAAUUAGGGUUAUCGGGGCGUGAGAAGUUGAAGAGGCAUUGGAGAGAAGUUGGAGGUAGGGUUUUUGUUCCAGAUAGAUGGGGACAUGAGGGUUCUUUGAGGGAAUGGAUGGAUUGUUCUUCUUUUGAUAAUAUACUAGCUCCGAAGGGACUAAAAUCAGCUCGUGAAGCCUUGAUGUCUCAAGGUAAACGAGCACGUUCAGGUUCAACUUCAAGAAUGCUCGAAAUCAGAAGUAGUUAAUCAUAAUUAGGAAGAAAAAAGACGUCUCAAGAAAAAUGAGCAAGUUCAAGUUCAAGUUCAAGUCCAACCUCAAGAAUAUUUGAAAUGAGAAAUAAAUACUCAUGACAAAAAAAAAAGUUUGAUCAUGAGGUGUGGGCUAAGAAUAUUGAUGUUGAGUUAGUCAAGUCAUAAAUUAGGAGCUUUUAGAUCUUAGUUUGAAUUAUUAUUAUUAUUAUUGUUGGAGUCUAUUGCUUAGAUUUUUGAAGAAUUUGUAUCAAUCAUGCCUUAUUGUCCAAUAAAAACAAACUAGAAUUUAGUAAUCAA
This is a messenger RNA of Solanum pennellii, 849 nucleotides long. RefSeq names its product protein BIC1. NCBI's taxonomy places the organism in Eukaryota, Viridiplantae, Streptophyta, Magnoliopsida, Solanales, Solanaceae. The transcript has a single exon. Gene Ontology annotation, biological process: blue light signaling pathway. Bases 43 to 546 code for a protein of 167 amino acids. The record is from RefSeq and is a predicted model, not a curated record.